AUGACUUGUCCAGAACUGAUAACGUUUCAAUGUAUCGGUGUUAGUCUAUAACAUGCUAUACAGUUACACACUUCCAUCUCGCCUUACAGUCUUCAAGCUUGACAUCGUGUCAGGACAACACAACAUCGUGUACACGCCCACUGAAUAUAUGGUGCCGACAUAGACGUAAACCUUACAAAGACACUGCCAUGCCAUUUAUCACAGCAAGUGUCUGCACUUUAUAUUUCUUCGUUACGUCAUUGGUUUUUACAGUUUAUGGAGCCCUCGACGCCACGACGUACCCAAAACUGUCGGCCAAACACAGGCUGAUGCCGGAGUUAUUUGGCGAUUACAACAAGAACAUCCUUCCGUCCGAGAACAACACCUCGCCUGUAACAGUGUAUGUGUACGUCCACCUGUUGGACUUAAUAGAUCUGGACGAGAGUACCGAGACACUUGAGGUACUUUAUUGGUUAUGGCAAGACUGGCGAGAUGUUCGUCUCCAGUGGGAUCCGACGAAAUACUCCAACGUGACCUACUUAACUGUCCUGGCCAGCUCCAUCUGGACUCCAGACAUUAUGCCAUUUAACAGGUAAGUAUGUUUGGUUUUGUUUAACGACACCACUAGAGAACAUUGAUUAAUUAAUCAUCGGGUAUUGUAUGUCAA
Messenger RNA from Gigantopelta aegis, 646 nucleotides. RefSeq names its product neuronal acetylcholine receptor subunit alpha-6-like. Gene Ontology annotation, biological process: signal transduction; nervous system process; monoatomic ion transmembrane transport. The record is from RefSeq and is a predicted model, not a curated record. Lineage: Eukaryota; Metazoa; Mollusca; Gastropoda; Neomphalida; Peltospiridae. The transcript is spliced from 3 exons. Gene Ontology annotation, cellular component: membrane; synapse; neuron projection. Gene Ontology annotation, molecular function: neurotransmitter receptor activity; extracellular ligand-gated monoatomic ion channel activity; transmembrane signaling receptor activity. Bases 189 to 575 code for a protein of 128 amino acids.